Molecule: messenger RNA, 1959 nt
Organism: Peniophora sp. CBMAI 1063
Lineage: Eukaryota; Fungi; Basidiomycota; Agaricomycetes; Russulales; Peniophoraceae
Source: the annotation of a GenBank genome assembly
AUGUCUGAAGCUACUUCCCCGCCUCUCAUAUUUCCAAAGCUACCAGUUGAGCUUGUAUCUUUGAUCAUAUCCUGGGCACAGUGUUCUUGGCACCAUGAGCACUUCUCAGCACAAGCACCGUAUGCCGACGUGAAGCGUUACCUGGUUCAGGCAUCGCAAACUUCGUCUGCACCAUCUGAGAUCCUUCCAUGCUGCAACGGCACCCGCUGGGACUUCGGCCGGCCGAGCUGCAUCAUGUCGGGCCUACCUGUCGAAUUGCCCUCUCCUGCCUAUAGAGCAGCUCAAGUAUCCCGACGCCUGCGCGCUAUACUUCUCGACGAAAACACCGCCAUCUGGGAGCUCGAUAAUGUCUUGUAUAAGCCGAUCGCGGAGCGGUCCAUGCGCAAGGUCAUUUCAGACGGGCGAGUGACUAUGAUCGGGCCUGGAGCUCGCAACCUGAUUGCAUUGGAUGUGUGCACUUGCUUGCUUGGCGGCCUCUCCACCUUUUUCGCCAGUCUCGAGCGCGUCAAACUCAGGCUUCCGUGGUCUAGCGGUCACCCCUGGGAAUCGGAGCUACGAGACUUCCUUUACGAGAACCGGGGUCGCGCGGGCAGCGCUCUACGCUACAUUGAUGUAGAGGCGCUCGAAUCCCCGCUUCGCGCCCCUGGACCGCGGCGUAUGUAUGCUAUAGAAAGCAUCGACCUUCUCACAAGCCGCUUUUCUUGCCUACCGCUUUACUACGUCUCGAAGGCUCUAACUUCCCUGUAUCUCCACCAAAACCCAGCCACUGUCGUUGAGUUUGACGUGUUGUCAAUAUCAACGACUUUCGGCUCUUGCGCCGGCACCCUUCAGCACCUGACCAUCGACAUCGCGAAAGGUUUCCAGGUCGACGGGGGCGAUAUCGAAGGAGUCUAUGACUUCCCAAAUCUCCGCUACUUCCGACUGUGCACGUCUCCCAUAUCUGCAGCCACAGUACUGGCCGCGAUGAUCUUGCCUUACGCCAUCGAUCUGCAUAUCGAGCCGGUGGAGUCUUGGAGACGGUACUGGAGAGGGUAUAAACACCGGCAUCUCCCAUACUCCUACGAAGCGCCCUUUGCGAAGCACUACACCGACAAUAGGGAAGCCUUACAGGGCUGGAAUCCUGACGACUUCGCCCAAAGCAUCGCCCAACCCGAGCGUACUUUCAUAAUCCACGCUAACCCAGUACCCACGGACCUCUCACUGGGCCUUCCCAGUCCAGGAGAAGCGAUUUGGCAACGUUCAUCAAGGGUCAUGGGACUCGACGUGCGCAUCGAUCCCUGUACGAAGCCUUCCGAGCGUGCCGCUAUGCGGUUCCCAGAGCUCGUCAGCGUAACCUUCGCCGAGUCUGUUGACGAGUUGAGGCCGGUCUUACAGGACCCCGUCGCACGGGAUUGGCAACGGAGCCAGGCGCUAGAUGAAAAGACCGCUGCGCGACGGUCGCUGACCUUCAGAGAUGGGCAAUAUCGUCGGGAGGACCGUGAGCAAGACUGGAAUCCUAACUUCCCUAAGGCGUUGUACGACACCCUGCGACAUGUUCUCCGCUUUGUCCCUGGCGAAAGGGUACCUGGCUGCGAGGGUCGAGUUCAAGAGCUCGUCUUCGCCAAGGACACCUGGCUGCCCGAUCGCUCUCUGGGAUACGAGCAUAUCCUAGAAAGAUUCACAGGCCUAAAGGCGCUACAUUUUGACAGCCCUCCACUUUCGAGCGGCACGCUAUACACUCAAAACAUGGAGGGCUGCCUGACUGCAGGGCAUAUCGACGCUCUGACCGUGUACCUAAAUAACCGCGGGGCAGACGGUGCCUAUCCCUGUCUGUGCCUGGAGACAGUUCAUUUUCAAAGCGGACUUGCAGAGUUACAGAGCCAGAUGUUACCUUCCAGCAGUUGGGAGUCUAUCAUGAAUUCACCCUGCCGACUGGCGGCCGGUGCUCUUCAGAUUCGUGUUGUUGAGGCCCAGGGUUGA